Molecule: messenger RNA, 1911 nt
Organism: Pochonia chlamydosporia 170
Lineage: Eukaryota; Fungi; Ascomycota; Sordariomycetes; Hypocreales; Clavicipitaceae
Product: fungal specific transcription factor
Exons: 3
Coding region: 1-1911 (636 amino acids)
Biological process (GO): DNA-templated transcription
Cellular component (GO): nucleus
Molecular function (GO): zinc ion binding; DNA binding
Source: RefSeq, a predicted model, not a curated record
AUGGAGUCUUGCAUAUACAUCAUAGACCAACAGCCACAAAGGCGACUCAAAUUCACGCCCCCUGCUUCGCCGUCUCCACGGCUUUCCACGGCACAUCGUCAGAGUCGAGAGCCGAGGAACGAAAUCUCACGGGAUUACUCACCUCAACCAGACAACAACGUGGGAUAUCUUGGCGCCACAAGUUUUUCGGCAGUUUUUCAAGAUACGCAGACCAUCUUGCCGCAGAGCGAGACGACUCCCGACCAAGCUGAGGACCUUCAGUUUGCUAUUUUUGAAGAUCAACCCAACGCCAGGUCCGUGGGUAUUCUGCAGUCUAUACCGGAUCGAGCCACCUGUAAUGCCUUGUUUAAGCUCUACGUAAACCCGUUUGAUGGGUGGUGUCGACUUGCGGCGCAAAUACUCAAUGAGAGUUUAUGGAUCAGCUUUGGGGAUGUGCUUGAGGGCGAAAGAAGACGCGCCGGCCUCACCAUGAUGGCAAAGACUCUGUGUCGGAAUAGUUCAAUUCCUCUCCAAGAGGAGCACACUGAUCCAAUAGAGUGGCUGCGGUCCUUUUCUGGUCAAAAGAUGAGGUGGGAGUCGCUUGGACUGCUGUUUUGCUACUGGGCAAUGGGAACAAAGUCUCUUGCAGAGAAUGUCGAGCUCCGCGAGACGCAGCAACUACGCGAAACAGAUCGCCGAAGACUCCUGAACAAGUACACAGUCAGUGCCGGCAAGUGUGUGGAUAUAUGCAAGAACGGGUCAACUGCGAAUUCGCUUCUUGCCGUCCUACUCUAUCGAUAUGCUAUUGUUCAAUCUAUUAUUAGCGGUGAUGCAAGCAUCCAGUUCUGGAGAACUCAUGGGGAACUUGCUGCUCUGACUAGCUUUCUGGGGCUACAUGUCACGCCUCCAUCCAUGAUCAACGACCACUCCAUCAGCUCUGAGAUUAAGCGGCGUGUGUACUGCGUCAUCUUCAAAAGCGACAAAGUUGUUGCCACAUUUACAGGUCGACCUCCGCUCAUUGGCAGCAGGUUUGCCACGACUCCCCUGCCCCUGGACGUCAGCGACGAGGAAUUGCUAAACAGCGACGGCAACUCACUGGCAAAUAGCCCCAAUGUUGACGAGAAUGGAUGGAACAACAGGGGUAAAAUAUUCUCAGGGACAAUGAUGCGGGCGAAAAUGAUGAUUAAUUUGAUCAAGGAGCAAAUUUUGGAAAUUUCUCUACAGGUUGCCCCCUGUGGCGAUACGCAUAAAAUUUUAAAUGAUUUACGGCAACGAGAACUAGACACACUAGCCCAGUUUCCCAAGGUUCUGAUAUACCGUGACAUAGACGUCAAUGAUCCAGACACGGACGGGCCGACACUCUUUGCCCGCGUGAUUCUUCGCUUGGACCAUCUCCAAAACAUGUUUUUCAUAGAGAGACUCCUCAACAAAGGCAGCAACGUACCUGGCCCUGAAAUCAUCGACAUUAGCUAUGAAAUGAUAUCCUUGACUCUCAUAUUCUGGACACAUCAGGACAAGUUGUUUGGAGUCUCCGGGGACUCUGAAUGGCUGCUCAUGUGCUACGCGGCACCCGCCGCAGGCAUUCUCUGCAUGGAAUUACUUCACGGUCGAGGCUCAGCUCCCGCUACGCCUAGUCGCCGCAAUAGCUCGAACCCGCCGAUAACGAGGUCGCGGUUGAUUCAGCAGCUUAGCCUACUGGUCGGCUUUCUGGACUGGGUUGGGCCGAUGGCUCCCAACACACAGAGCUGCAACAGCGUCAAGAAGGCGGUGCGACAGGUGUUGGAUCAAGCGUUGAACGAGGGUUCCAUGCCAGUUGCAACGCAGAUGGACUGGCUUGGCGAUACGGGUGUGGAAUUAUCGGCAGAUGUCAAUGACUUUUUCAACUUUGAACUACUGCACACGUUUGACUGGCUACGCCCAGAGGGUGCGUAG